Saimiri boliviensis boliviensis (Bolivian squirrel monkey) is the source of this 294-nucleotide messenger RNA. NCBI's taxonomy places the organism in Eukaryota, Metazoa, Chordata, Mammalia, Primates, Cebidae. The record is from RefSeq and is a predicted model, not a curated record.
AUGUCGACUCCGUUUCUCACCGUGUCUUCUCACAAGACUUUCAGGAUUAAACGAUUCCUGGCCAAGAAACAAAAGCAAAAUCGUCCCAUUCCCCAGUGGAUUCGGAUGAAAACUGGUAAUAAAAUCAGGUACAUCUCCAAAAGGAGACAUUGGAAAAGAACCAAGCUGGGUCUGGCACACUUACGCUGCCUGAAGGUCACAAUCGUGUUACCAAAUCAAGCUGAAAAAUGUCGCCGCUAUCUGGAGAAGGCUGGACAGUGUCCUCUCUGGAUUGGUUAUGAAGGCAUUAGUUAG